Owenia fusiformis is the source of this 2488-nucleotide messenger RNA. The record is from the annotation of a GenBank genome assembly. Lineage: Eukaryota; Metazoa; Annelida; Polychaeta; Sabellida; Oweniidae.
CGGCAAUUGAUUACACAGUGAACAGCUGACUGUACAGGUCGGUCAUCUCAGGUGGACUUUCAAUUGGGUGACAUUAUUCUACAAAAAGCAAAUAAAAGCAAUUGAUAUCACAAUAAGCUCGAGGAUUUUUAACAACAGCUUGAUCAGCACGGCGAGCUUUUAAAUUUGAAAAGUAAUUAAUAUUUUAUUGUAUUCAAAAUAAAGGGACACUACUUCAACUUUCAAUUGUACAAGGCUAUUAAAAUGCAUUCCCAGAGAUGCUGUCGAAGCUGCUUCUCAUGAAAUGGAUGGUUCACUCUUGGAGAAAUUCAAAAAAGAAGUGAAUGCCUUAAAAGCUCAAAGUGAUAGCUUGAACAAGCAGAUGUGGCUACUUUAUGUGACAUUUGAAGACUUCAUGAUCACACAACAUCCAGAAAGAGCAGAACAAAUUAUGGAAAAUAGACUCAACCCAGAUGAUUGGCUGAACUACCAAACUCGUUGCUUUGGUAACACUGAUACAUCACAAAUCCCACCUGAUUGGAAAUACGAUAUCGCCACCAAGUGUAAAACUGUACAUGAUAAGCGAAACAAGAGAGCUAGACGUAACACAGACAAAGCUGAAAAAUCUAUAAACAGUGAAGGAAAAGACAAAAAGAAAAGUGUCAAUUCUAAAGAAAUGAACCGAAUUAAUAGGAGAGAUCAAAGCAAAGUAUGUAUUGUUGAUAUGCAGGAGAGACAUGUCAACAUGCAUGAGAGACACCACAACACAAAUGAGAGACACUUUAUCACACAAGAAAAUAUCUCUAAGUCGUGUCUACCAGAUUUCACUCAUUAUAAACAAUUAUCUCCCCUUACAGUUUCUAGUGGAUAUGGAAGUGAGUAUUAUGACUUGGAUGUUCACAUUAGCAACCAGAAACAGUCACCUAGCAACAAGAAAGAAGACUUAUGUGGCAACCAGAAUCUAGGUCCAAAAAUGUGUAUAUCUCACCCUGAGAUGACAGAACUCUACCCAACAACCCAUCAUCCUAAACAACACAAAGCACCACAUGUUGACAUAACUCCAUGUAAUCUUAGUGAUUCUACUAGGUUACAGGAUAACGGUUACAAUAAAACAUUGAAUGCAGUCGACGACUCAAUGAGAGCUAUAAUAUCAGAUCUGAAAACUCAAGAUGCAGUGCCUUCAAAACAAACAGCCAAAAAUUGCCAACAAAUACAGUCACAUGACUCCAACUAUAAACCAACCAAUGAGACACUGGAGGUCACACAAAGAAAAACUAAUUUAAAGACUGGUUCAACAAUGAAAUCAAAUGGGAUGAAAAAGGACAAAUAUUCCAUCAAACCUUCACUGAGGUGUAAUGUUGCAUCUAGUGAAGUGCAGCCACAGGCUAAAAAUAUGGUGCAACAUUCCGCAAAAACGAUCCCAUAUUCAAAUGAAAAUAGACCUGACCCGACAAAACAACCUCUUCAAUUAAAAAAUAGAGACACUAACAAGCCUGUGAUUCAACAUCCACAAUUAUCUUCUACCCAACAAAAUAAACAACAAAAUCGUUCAAAUUCACCGACCGUUGCUGUGAACGAUACAUCAAACUAUGGCAAAGUCCGGUUGUAUGCUCUAGCUAAAUAUGGUCAUGUUUUAGAGCCCCAUUAUAAGCCAACUGAGGACACUGUAAAUGAAUUAUACAGACCACCUCGGAUUUCCUAUAUUUCACCUGAUACACCUAAUAACAAGAUAUCUCGACAGAUAGGACAUACCCUGCAAGGUAAAGAAGAUGAGAGUUAUGGGUUUGAUGAACUCAAAGGUCAUGGGUCACAUGACUCUUAUGAUUCUGGUAUUGUUAUGUCAGAAAAUGGUCUUGAUGAUGGGAACAGUAUAAAUGAAUUCUGUGAUGAUGAGCAUAUAUAUGAGACAAUCCCAGAUGAUAAAAUAUAUGCAAGUCUUUCAGAAAUCCUUCCAAAGGCUACGAAGGUGCAAUCAAGGACAACAAAACAAAAUGGUGAUAUUGUGUCAAAGAAUUCUGCGCAUAAGACUCCGCCUAGUCUCCCUGCUAGGAAUUAUAUGGGGGCACUGGAGGAUAUCCUCAACUCCACUGACUGUGAUCCUGAACCCAUCCCCAUCAGUAAACACCAUGACUCAUUCAUACCUAGAAUUAAACAAAAACUAAUUAAACAAUUUAACAUGGAAUCCACUGUCACUCAUCAUUAUGGGAUCGGAGAUGUUCUGGGUAGUAUAGAAAGAUUGGAAAAUCCAUCGAAAGUGACAAAAAACAGUGAGCCUUCCAUUCAGAAAAGUGAAUAUGGAUUUGUACAAAACAAAGCAGAGGGGCAACUAGUUAAUGAAAGAUAUGUGAAGCAACCUCCUCAUUGUGCUUCGCAACUGAGAAAGAAUUCUGCUUUAGUUGGAACACUGUGUUAAUCAUCAUUUAGAUCAACAGGGCUAAUAGCUGUAAUUUUUAUCAGAAAUAACCUUAUACGAGGGGUGAUCCGAAAUUUUAUCAAAAACAAACAAAAU